Molecule: messenger RNA, 1706 nt
Organism: Impatiens glandulifera
Lineage: Eukaryota; Viridiplantae; Streptophyta; Magnoliopsida; Ericales; Balsaminaceae
Exons: 5
Coding region: 234-1427 (397 amino acids)
Source: RefSeq, a predicted model, not a curated record
UUGGUUUUUAGAGUAGCGGCUUAAGAUCUUGCCUGGCGGAAGCCGCCGGUGGUAACCGCUCUGUAAUGGCCGUUCGUCUUCUUCUCUCUCAUCAUCAUCAUCAUCAUCACAAAACCUCUCAAAACCCUAACCGCUCUCAUUUUCGAUCUGUGAAAAACUCAUGAUCCUUCACUAAUUCAUAUAUCCUUCCAAAUAUUCUUUAAUUUUACAUACAGGAAGGGUAAUUUAUAAUAAUGUCUGGUGUUGGAGGUUUUACUGUCUCGAGAACUCGCGGCGCCGACCGAUUUUACAAUCCACAGGUCCGGCGACAGCAACGGCUGUUGCUUCAGCAGCAACAGAAACUUAAUACGCAGGUGAGGGAACAGACGGUUAUGGCGGUAGUGACGGUGGAUACGGAGAAUCGGACUGAUUCUGAUGAUACAGCGGCAGCGGUAGCAUUAUCUAAACUGUCUACGCUGCCGCCGCCGCCUCCUCCCUGUUCAUCUCCUCCUCCUCCUCCGCCGCCUCCUCCAGUACCUGCGAUUACCGUGACUAAUUUAGAUCGUCUCGUGGAAUCAGUCACUCCGUUAAUUCCUGUUCAACAUUGUCCUGAGGCGAAUGUUCGAGGUAGGAGGACUGGAGAAGCUGAGUUACGUCCUUUUUAUUCACUUGGCGAUCUAUGGAAUUCGUUUAGUGAGUGGAGUGCUUAUGGAGCAGGAGUGCCACUAUUGUUGAAUGGGGUUGAGUCUGUCACACAAUAUUAUGUCCCAUUCUUAUCAGGCAUACAAUUGUACGAGGACAAAGAGAAGUCGAAUUCUAGGUGUAGUUUCAAGAGUGAUGUUGAGUCUUCAAGAGACACUAGUAGAGCUGGUAACAGUGACCGUGAAGCCGAUAGGCAAAAUGCGAUGAACAUGAAUUGCGAGCCGAUGAACAGUCUCUCAUUAAGGGAAACUGACAUCUGUAGUUCACCAGGGACGCUUUUAUAUGAAUAUUUGGAACGAGAACAACCAUAUAAUCGCAGACCUCUAGCUGAUAAGAUUUCGAGUCUUGCAUCCCAAUUUCCGGAGCUUACCAAGUGUAGAAGCUGCGAUCUAUCACCAGCAAGUUGGAUAUCCGUGGCUUGGUAUCCAAUAUAUAGAAUUCCGGUUGGUUCAACACUCAAGGAUCUAGACGCGUCAUUUUUAACAUUUCACUCUCUAUCGACACAUUCUAGGAGCUAUGUUCCUGCAAGGUAUCAUAUUGGAGUUGAAAAAACGAUAUCUAGGGUUUCGUUGCCAGUGUUUGGACUAGCCUCGUACAAGUACAAGGAUUCGGCUGUGAUCAGCAGUCCUGAAUGUGAGAAAGAGAAGUGUUUGCUGGAAGCUGCGGAUAAGUGGCUCAACAGUCUUGAGGUUGUUCUUCCUGAUUACCAAUUCUUUCGAUCGCAUUAUUAUUCUCAGUGGAGAUGAGAGGAUCGAGUUGGAUCGUUGAAUAUGAUUAGGAAUCGGGUGUUGUUUAAUUAAUUUGAUUUGAAGGGAGGGAGCUCCAUGAAGAUGAUGUUGAUGUAUUUUGUUUGGCAGCACCAUCUUCCUUUCCAUAGCUUAAUUGAAGCAAGUAUGAGCCAAGAUGGAUUAUUUUUGUAAAAUUAUAACCAUCUGGUUCAAACAAAAUUUUGGCUCCAUUUUCAGUAUCCAAUUAAACAUUAUAGAUGAUUAUGAUGAUAAUUAUGAUGCACUGUUUUGUUGUUA